Molecule: messenger RNA, 887 nt
Organism: Guyanagaster necrorhizus
Lineage: Eukaryota; Fungi; Basidiomycota; Agaricomycetes; Agaricales; Physalacriaceae
Exons: 4
Coding region: 186-887 (233 amino acids)
Source: RefSeq, a predicted model, not a curated record
CACGGUCAUCUUCGUCUGUUCUCCCAUGUUUGUUAGAGUCUGAUAACGAGAUGACCUCACUUGCCGUCAGAAUAGACUCGGAAAUCAAAAUGGACGAUUCCCAUCUAUAGACUCGUCGGAAAAUAAGGUGGCUGGAUGAGUAAUCCAAGUACAAGACCUCUUUAGCUUCUCUCCGCUCAUCAGUCAUGUCGUCCUUGGUCGCUCUCAUCCUUGGUGCAGGCCCCAACGUUGGCCACCACGUCGCCAAAGCUUUGCAGUCCCAGAAAUACAAGGUCGCUUUGGGCUCUCGCAAUCCAGACGUCGAUAAGCUCAAGAAGGACGGCUUCUUCCCCGUCAAGGUCGAUGUCACACUGCCAGACAGCGUCUCUGCCGCGUACAAGACAGUCUCCACCGAGCUCGGGACCCCCAACGUAGUCGUAUUCAACGCCGCUGCUUGGCGCCGUCCCGAGAUUGAAACCGAUCCUCUCUCCUUGCCUUUGGAAGACUUCAAGCGGACCAUGUCAGUACCCACCAGCGUAUACAGCGUGGCUCAGGAAGCGCUGAAAGGAUUCCGGUCCUUCUCUUCUGGCCCAAAGGCCUUCAUCAUAACCGGCAACGUCCUCCCUUUCCUCCCUCACGACAACCUAGCCUUAUAUGAUCUCCAAACGCUGAAAGUGGUGGAAGCUCAUCUUGCAGAGGUAUUCUGGAAUGCGUAUAUCAAGGAGGGGAUAAGAUUCCAUUAUGCCCUCCUGGUUUCGCAGGAGGGCACCCUCCCGGAUUAUAGUGACUUCAAGACAAGCGGGCCUGCCCAUGCUACGGCGUAUUGGGAGAUCAUCAGUAGCGAGAAGCCCAAGGGCUGGGAUUAUCGAUUCACGCUUGAUGGGAAGAAAUGGAACAAGGCAAACUAA